Molecule: messenger RNA, 648 nt
Organism: Erigeron canadensis
Lineage: Eukaryota; Viridiplantae; Streptophyta; Magnoliopsida; Asterales; Asteraceae
Exons: 2
Coding region: 1-648 (215 amino acids)
Source: RefSeq, a predicted model, not a curated record
AUGGAGAUCAAAGAGGAACUGCAAGAACCAAGUUAUAUGUCACCUAAACUAUUACUAUAUUCGCAACGUUUCAAAAAACCAGGUCAAUUGCAAGGGGGGUUCACUUCACCAUCACACAGUGUAGCCACCGUCCCAUUCCAAUGGGAAGAGGCACCCGGAAAACCAAGAUUCACCACUAAUAUUAAUCCGCAACCACAAAAAUCUAAUUCCUUCAGGUCAUUAGAUCUCCCUCCAAGAAUGUUCAGUUCUAAGAGCAAAAGGGAAUUCAUACUGUCACCAAAAACUGUUUUGGAUGGGCCCGAUGUAGACACACAAUCUUCGAGUUGGAUAGUUGGUAAGAGUAAGUGGAAGAUCAUAAAUCCGUUGAGAAAGAUUAUGUCUAAGGAAACGUCACGCAUUAAGUAUAGUUCGUGGAGUUGGGAUGGUUUCAGGGAUAUCAGCAGCAGAGGUAGUGUCAGUGGAGGAAGUGGAGAUACUUCAUUUUCGACUUCAACUUCAUCUGAUGGCCUUUCAUAUUCUCUCGAUUCCAAGUUAAAGAGCAAAAAACUUUCCAGAAUACACAGAUUUUUUCCUUUAGAUGGAACCACUUCUAUUAUCUUGGAAAACAUGUAUGAGGGCAUAAAUCAAGUCGUCCCAUGGAGACGAUAA